AUGCAUCUCUAAACUUUCUUAGAAGAGCCCUAAAAGUUAUCCUCUUAUAAGUAAUUACAACAUUAAGGUAAUGUAUGCUUAACUACUCUUUCAGUUAAUGAAUAAAAGGAACAGAAAGUUAAAUCCGAUAUUCAGAGCUUAGAGCACAUUUGGGUAGAAUGGUUAGGCCAACAAUAAAUGUCUCAAAAAUAAAAUGACGAAAAUUAAAAGAAAAAUGAGUCCAUAGAUGUAGAAUGCACACAAGAGACAAAUAUAGGUGAAAAGAGUGCUUAACUUAAAACCUUCUUCGAAAUACUUAAAUCAAGGAUAAUAAAUGAGAAAUUGUAUUCUACUAUGACUCAAACAUAAAUGACUCAAUUUUUUGAAGAGGCCUCUACCUAAAUUUAAAACAAAAUCAAACUCUAUGAAGACAUCUAGAAAUUAAAAUUACUCUAAAAUUAUCCAACAAAUACUAAGAGGACUUAUUCAAAAUCUGCUAAUAUGAUACUCAAAAAAUGGUUGAUGGAGAAUUACAACAAUCCUUAUCCAAAACCUAAUUAAGUAGAGUAGCUGGUCUAAUAAACAAAUUUAACUAACAAACAGGUCUUAAAUUGGUUUAUAAAUGCCAGAAACAGUCUUAAAAAUAAAUCAAACUAAGAGAAAAAGUUUAAACACAUUGUUGAGUGUAAAUUCAAGGAAUUUGCUAUAAUGAAAAAAAAAAAAUUAGAACAAAGUAUUUGA
Paramecium tetraurelia is the source of this 720-nucleotide messenger RNA. RefSeq lists its product as uncharacterized. The record is from RefSeq and is a predicted model, not a curated record. NCBI's taxonomy places the organism in Eukaryota, Ciliophora, Oligohymenophorea, Peniculida, Parameciidae. Gene Ontology annotation, molecular function: DNA-binding transcription factor activity, RNA polymerase II-specific; RNA polymerase II cis-regulatory region sequence-specific DNA binding. The transcript has 4 exons. Gene Ontology annotation, biological process: regulation of transcription by RNA polymerase II.